Molecule: messenger RNA, 1959 nt
Organism: Talaromyces amestolkiae
Lineage: Eukaryota; Fungi; Ascomycota; Eurotiomycetes; Eurotiales; Trichocomaceae
Exons: 3
Coding region: 1-1959 (652 amino acids)
Molecular function (GO): hydro-lyase activity
Source: RefSeq, a predicted model, not a curated record
AUGGGCUGCGACUCAAAAACAAGCUGUGAGGGUUGCUCAUGCGACGCCCCGCAAUCACCCAUCAACAUCGAGGAUUGUCAGCAAGAACUCCUGGCCUUGAGAAAACGUACCCAACAACUAGAGUCUACACUAGCAGAGCUCAAGAUCCACGGCUCGUUAAAAAAGAAGUCUUCAUCCCCUCGCGAACUCCGUUCCCGCAAAUGGUUCGGUCCAGAAGUCAACCCAUCCAUGGGCGCCAUCUACAUCGAGCGAUACCUCAACUACGGCAUCACACAGGACGAACUUACAUCCGGCAAACCAAUUAUCGGAAUUGCUCAGUCCGGAUCCGAUCUCGUUCCCUGUAACAGAUAUCAUCUAGAACUGUCCAAACGGAUUCGUGAGGGGAUUCGUGAAGCCGGUGGUAUCGCAUUCGAGUUUCCUAUCCAUCCGAUCCAGGAGAGCUCGCGACGACCGACGGCUUGUUUGGAUAGAAAUUUCGCGUAUCUAGGACUUGUGGAGAUUAUGUUUGGGUAUCCGUUGGAUGGAGUGGUGUUGUUGACGGGAUGUGACAAGACGACACCUGCGUGUCUAAUGGCUGCUGCUACAGUGAACAUCCCUGCAUUAGUUUUCAAUGUCGGACCGAUGAUCAACGGCUAUCACAAAGGUGAAUUGUCCGGCUCGGGUAUGGUAGUCUGGAAAGGUCGUGAACUGCUGGCGGCUGGCGAAAUGACUCGUGACGAGUUUAUCGAGUAUGCCGCAACUGGAGCACCAUCUGCUGGCCAUUGCAACACUAUGGGAACAGCAUCCACCAUGAACGCCCUGGCAGAAGCGCUCGGAAUGGCCCUCCCCGGUUCCGCAGCCAUCCCAGCCCCCUACCGCGAACGACCUCAAUGCGCCUAUGAGACAGGCAAACAGAUCGUCGAGAUGGUCCUCACAGACCGAAAGCCAAGUGACAUCAUGACCCGCGAAGCAUUCGAGAACGCAAUUAUCGUCAACACAGCCAUCGGAGGCAGCACCAACGCUCCUAUUCAUGUCACGGCUAUUGCCAAGCAUAUGGGUGUUGAUCUCUCGGUCGAAGAUUGGGAUACAGUCGGAUAUGAAGUUCCAUUACUACUCAAUAUGCAACCAGCCGGUGAGUAUUUGGGUGAAGAAUACUUCCGUGCAGGCGGUCUUCCAGCUAUUAUGGCUGAAUUACUUGAUGCCGAAAAACUUCAUCCGGAUGUCCUCACCUGCAACGGACGUACAGUUGCAGACAAUGUCCGAGGCAAGCAUUCAUGGGACCGCCGCGUGAUCCGCGAAUACAGCAAGCCAAUGCUUGAAAAUGCGGGUUUCCGUCACUUGAGCGGUACACUCUUUGACUCAGCCGUGAUGAAAACAUGCGUUAUAUCCCAGGAGUUUCGAGAACGAUUCCUUCAAAAUCCGGAUGAUCCAGACGCCUUUGAAGGGCCUGUUGUCGUCUUUGAUGGUCCUGAAGACUACCAUCGACGCAUUGAAGAUGAGACGACCCCUAUUGAUGACAAGACCCUGUUGAUUAUCCGUGGCACGGGUCCAUUGGGAUAUCCCGGUGCCGCCGAAGUGGUAAAUAUGCACCCACCCGGCCGACUUUUGAAAAAGGGCGUUCAAUCCUUGCCGUGUAUCGGCGACGGUAGACAAUCUGGCACAUCGAGUUCGCCAUCAAUCUUGAAUGCAAGCCCCGAAGCAGCAGCGGGCGGAAAUCUUGGUAUUUUGCAGACCGGAGAUCGGGUCAGGGUUGAUCUCCGCAAGCGACGGGUGGAUAUAUUGAUUCCGGACGAAGAAAUUAAAAUUCGACAAGACAAACUCAAUGCUGAAGGAGGAUAUCAGGGGCCGGAGAGCCAAACUCCGUGGCAAGAGAUUUUCCGAAAGGAGACUGAUCAGCUUAGUCAAGGGAUGGUUUUGCGGGAGGCGUUGAAGUACCAACGACUUGCGCAGAAGUGGGAUGAGCCGAGGCAUAAUCAUUAG